Messenger RNA from Frieseomelitta varia, 3386 nucleotides. RefSeq names its product LMBR1 domain-containing protein 2 homolog. Gene Ontology annotation, cellular component: membrane. Bases 1 to 2070 code for a protein of 689 amino acids. The record is from RefSeq and is a predicted model, not a curated record. Lineage: Eukaryota; Metazoa; Arthropoda; Insecta; Hymenoptera; Apidae. The transcript is spliced from 10 exons.
AUGGUUCUUGGAGUAUUCUUGACAGAAAUCAUAGCAGCAUUUUGUCUUGCUGCCACUUUAUUGUAUAAAUAUGGGAAUAUUUUUCGACAUCACAUUAUUGUUACAGUUUCUGUGCUGAUAGCAUGGUAUUUUUCACUGCUAAUAAUAUUUAUCUUACCUUUAGAUGUUUCAUCUACUGUUUUUAGACAGUGUGUUGAACAAAAUAUUCAUAAUAACACAAAACUAAACUCUGACAGUACAACAACAAUCCCAUUUCAUACUUGUAAAGAACCUUGGCCUAAUGUACCAGAACAUAUAUUCCCAAAUUUAUGGAGGAUUGUAUAUUGGACCUCGCAAUGUUUAACAUGGCUGAUAUUACCAAUUAUGCAAUCUUAUAUAAAAGCAGGCGAUUUCACAGUUCAAGGAAAGCUAAAAUCUGCUUUAAUAGAUAAUGCUAUAUACUAUGGAAGUUAUUUGUUCAUAUGUGGCAUACUUUUAAUAUAUAUAGCACUGAAGCCUGGUUUUGAUUUUGAUGGUCAAAAAUUAAAAGCUAUAGCAUCAUCUGCAUCAAAUACAUGGGGUUUAUUCUUAUUGGUAUUACUUCUUGGAUAUGCACUUGUAGAAGUUCCUCGUGGAUUAUGGAAUGCUAGUAAACCUGGAUACACUUUAAAUUAUAGCUAUUUUAAAGUUGCUAAAUUAAGUUUGGAUAAAUGCGAAGCAGAAGAGACAGUAGAUGACAUACUUGAAUCCUUACAAACUGCUACAGUAUCAAUUGGACCAGGGCAUCCUUUUCAUUGCAAUUUAGAAACGAUUUUUCAAAAGAUUCCUGCAGAAUUAAAAGAUAGAAUGAAUAGAAGACAAUUGCCAGAUGAUACACCAACAGAUACACCAUCUGAAAAAGCUUUAAUACGUUUACAUAGACAAACAAUAAAAGCAUUGCAAACUUUACAACGGAUAGAAACACAAUGGGGAAUUUUGGUUGAUAAAAUAAUUGAUUUAGAAGAUAUAGCAAAGAAUCAAGUAAGUGAUGAUAGAAGAUUUAAACCAACUUUCCCUACUCAUCGUUCAUUUCCACUUCGUGUUGUUUAUAGUCCAGUUAUAGAAUGGUAUUGGAAAUGUGUCAUAAAGAGUUAUGUACAAAAGAUCGUAGCUAUUUGUACUGGAUGUCUUUCAAUAGCUGUAGUGUGGUCAGAAGUAACGUUUUUUAAUAAAACUCCAGUGUUAUCAUUAUUUGCCCAAUUUUUGAAUCUAGCUAAGGCAAAUUACGAUUAUUUUACAAUUGAGGUAUUAUCAAUGCUGAUAAUUGCUUAUCUUUGUUACUGCGCUUAUUCGACUGUUUUAAAAAUUCGUGUAUUGAAUUUAUAUUACUUGGCACCUCAUCAUCAGACUAACGAGUAUAGUUUAAUAUUUAGUGGAAUGAUGUUAUGCCGUCUUACACCACCUAUGUGUUUAAACUUUUUGGGUCUUGUACACAUGGAUUCGCAUAUUAUUAAAACUCACAUUUUGGAAACUCAUUACACUCAAGUAAUGGGACAUAUGGAUGUUAUUUCCAUUAUAUCUGAUGGAUUCAAUGUAUACUUUCCAAUGGCUAUUCUAGCAUUUUGUCUAGCAACGUACUUUAGUUUAGGGAGUAGAUUGCUUUCUAUGUUAGGUUUUCAACAGUUUCUUGAUGAUGAUGAGUUUACAACAGAUCUUGUUGAGGAAGGUCAAGAGUUAAUAAAACGAGAGAGACGUAAACGACAAAGAGCUGAAGAUUUAAUGUACAGAAGACGGGAGUUUCAAGAAAGAUUUAGUGGUGCUGCCAGUUCAUCUCGCUAUAGAACCUCACGGCAAAGUACUGAUACAGUCCGACCUUUAAAACGAGAUGAAUCAGUAGAAUCUGCAAGAGCCGGGUUAUUACGUGACUUUGAUCCUGCAGAUUAUUACAUUGGUAUGGCGUCUGGGGUUGAUAGUUAUGGUGCAAAUAAUAGUUACGAUACAAGCUGCCAAGCUGAUGAUUUUUAUGAAGAACAAACAGACAAUGCAAGAGCAUUUAUCGCAAAUACUAAUCGUAUAGGACCUCCACAAAGAGGAUUAUUCGACGACAUUUAAAUAGAACCUAAUAACGUUCAGGUUUUGCUCAGUAAUAAAUUAUGAAAUAGGUACAUUUAUAUUUAAAAAAUAUUCGAUCUAUACUCGACAUAUAAUAAAAUUUUUUAAAUAUUAAAUCUGGAAUUUUGAACAGGUGACAAUUACAUUAUAACAUAACAUACAAUUGAAUGAUAUAGUUCAUGAAUAGUAUGAUUAAAAAAUUUGUUUUUUAUACUUUUAUUGCUUAUUAUUAAAUUUCAAGUGGACAAAUAAAAGUAAAUUUUGAUUUACUGGUUUAUUUUAAUCUAUAUAAUUUUUUUAUAAAUUUUUACGAUUAAUAUUAAUAAUAUUAAUAUAAUAAUAUUGUAGUUCUAUUGAUGUAAUGUAAAAUGUUGAAUUUCAUACAGUAUUUGAUAUAUUUUUAACAAUAUAUGCAUUGCAUAUUUAAAGAAGCAUAAAAUAAUAAUAUAGAGUAAAAUAGAAAUAAUAGAUAAUAGAAAGUUAUAAAAGUUUGGACAAUUAAGUAAUUAAGCAAAUUUGUUUUCCGAUUAUUUCUUGUUUCGAUUUUAUAAUCUGAAUAAUAAUUUCAAUACAAUAUAUUUAUUAUAAUUUUCACAAGUUUCAAAUAUAGAGAUAACGUAAGUAGAGACAGUAAAUAUGAUAAAAUUAUUUUUUAAUUAAAGUAUAAUAAAGUGUAGAAAAAAAUGGUUUUAAAUAUUUAUAUUUAUUUUUCACUUAUACAUCGUUAAGAUGCAAGUAAUUUACUGAUUCGCUAUAUUUAGAAUAGUACAAUGUAUAUAUGAGCUGUAUAUUAGUACUUAGAAUUUUUAUUACAAUAUGAAAAAAAAUAUUUGUGUUGCGUACUGAACAAGAUCUUUCUAAGAAAAUUCAGUUAUUUCAAAUUGAAAUAAAUUUUAAUUAUUUUUGCAAAUGGUUAAAUUUGUAAAUAAUAAAUAUUUGUAUUAUUUAAUUUGAUAAUUCAAAAUUCGUUUAUGUAAAGUUUAUACAUAAUAUUAUAUAUAUUAUAUUAUAUUGUAAUAUAACUUUAUUUGUAUUUUAAAAUCAAGAAAGGAGAUACGUGAAGCUCGAAAGGGAAAAAAACUUUCUCCGUUAUGCAAAAUGAAAUAUGUAUAUUAAUUUUAUUGCAAAUAUUUCCUACAGAUAUGGAAACAGUUAAGAAAAUAUUAUGUAUCUAAAAUAUACGUGCAAUAGUCGUAUCUGCUAAUAAAUAUUUAAUGUAUUAAUAGGAAAUAACGAAUUCCAGUAACCUUAUUUGAGUAUUCCCUUAAUUACAUUUUACAAUAUUAAAAAUAUAUAUAAAUAUAUCUUCUGAAGUU